GUUUUAAAAGAAUGCCCUAGUCAAACGUGACUUAUAAAGUAACAUAGAAGUAUUUCUUAAAUUAUGUAUUUUAAGAUGAACCGGCAGGUUUUUGUGUGCUGACUUUUCUCACUCGUAGCCUUCUUGCUCACUCAUCCAACUUCAUUUUCCAACCCAAAAUGGAGGGCACAAUGAAAUCUUCAGCAAAUUACGUGCCAUUGAGUCCCAUAAGCUUCUUAGAAAGAUCAGCACUUGUGUAUAGAAAUAGGCUUUCUAUUGUCCACGGAGAUGUUAAGUUUACUUGGAAAGAAACCCGUGAUAGGUGUCUCCGUCUUGCUUCUGCUCUCACCCACCUCGGAAUUUCUCGUGGCGAUGUCGUUGCAGCCUUGGCUCCAAAUAUUCCUGCAAUGUAUGAGCUACACUUUGGAGUACCAAUGGCUGGGGCAGUUCUGUGUGCACUUAAUACGCGUCAUGAUUCAGCAAUGGUCUCUGUGUUACUUAGACAUUCAGAGGCCAAAAUCAUAUUUGUAGAUUACCAGUUGCUUGAUGUUGCUAAGGGUGCAUUAGAAAUUAUGUCAAAGGAUAGUGCCAAGUUGCCCCGUCUAAUCUUGAUAUCUGACAGAGAGAGCCAGUUAUCCAGACAGAAUAAAAGUAAUAGGAUCUUGGCUUCAGAGGAUGCGGAGUACGAGUCCAUUUUAGCUUCUGGAGAACCUAAUUUUGAGAUAGUAUGGCCAAAUGACGAAUGGGAUGCUAUUGCCCUCAAUUAUACCUCAGGGACAACAUCGAGACCCAAAGGGGUAAUCUAUAGUCACAGGGGGGCAUAUCUUAAUUCUCUGGCUUCAAUUCUUCUUCUUGAAAUGGCUUCAAUGCCGGUCUACUUAUGGACUCUUCCCAUGUUUCAUUGCAACGGCUGGUGUCUUACCUGGGCUAUGGCAGCACAUGGUGGCACGAACAUUUGCCUGAGAAAUGUCACUGCAGAAGGGAUUUUCGACAGCAUAGUUGAGCACCAAGUGACUCACUUGGCUGGUGCACCUACGGUUUUGAACAUGAUAAUAAAUGCAUCACCAAGUGUGAAAAGACCACUUUCAAGGACCGUAAACAUGAUUACAGCUGCUGCACCACCUCCUCCUCAAAUACUAUUCAAGAUGAAGGAGCUCGGUUUCAGUGUAACUCACGGAUAUGGCCUAACGGAAACCUAUGGUCCAGCAACUGUUUGCGCUUGGAAACCAGAGUGGAACUCUCUCUCACCUAAUGAGCAGGCUAAGAUCCAGGCUCGUCAAGGAGUGAGCCAUCUUGUCUUGGAGGAAGUAGACGUAAAGGAUUCUGAAUCGAUGAAGAGUGUACCUCCAGAUGCAAAAACAAUGGGUGAGGUGAUGAUUAGAGGAAACACUGUAAUGAAUGGUUACUUAAAGGAUGUCAAAGCAACAGAAGAUGCUUUUAAAGGUGGCUGGUUUAGAAGUGGGGACUUGGCCGUGAAGCACCCUGAUGGUUACAUAGAAUUAAAGGAUCGUUUGAAAGAUAUCAUUAUCUCUGGUGGAGAAAACAUUAGUACAAUCGAAGUGGAGUCUGUAAUCUUUAGCCAUCCAGCUGUUCUUGAAGCGGCUGUAGUGGGAAGACCAGAUGAUCACUGGGGUGAAACACCUUGUGCAUUUGUUAAACUAAAAGAUGGAUGCAAUGCCCGUGCCGAUGAGAUUAUCAAGCAUUGUCGCGAUCGUUUGCCACGUUACAUGACUCCUAAGACAGUAAUUUUCGACGAUUUACCAAAAACAUCAACAGGGAAGACUCAAAAAUUUGUUCUGAGACAGAGAGCCAAGGCUAUGGGAAGUGUUUCAAAAGCUAGCAAACUGUAAUAAACUUAUGUAAAAUGGGGCUUGCUUAGUGAAACACACCUUCUGUAUUUUGGAUAACACCUCUCUUCAUCCAAAUAUACUAGAAAAUGGUGGAUAACUAAGCCCACUUUAAUACACUCUUGCAAUUAAUCUCCUAUCAAACAUGAGAUAUACUUUGUAAUUUGGGUAUCAAACAGUGGCAGGAUUUGCUGUGUGCGUUGUGUCAAGGAGGCCUAAAUAUUUAUGUGUUAUUGAAUAAUCAUGUGGACUCAAACUUUGUAUAAGAUCUUAUGUGGUAAAAGCUUACCUGUAUGGGUUAUUAAUUAUUUA
Messenger RNA from Capsicum annuum, 2138 nucleotides. Its product is annotated as butanoate--CoA ligase AAE1. The coding region runs from base 159 to 1829 and encodes 556 amino acids. The transcript is spliced from 2 exons. The record is from RefSeq and is a predicted model, not a curated record. NCBI's taxonomy places the organism in Eukaryota, Viridiplantae, Streptophyta, Magnoliopsida, Solanales, Solanaceae.